GUGUAUGACUCCGCCCUAGCCUGUGUGUUGUCGCGGUAAAUGUACAGGAGCCCACGCGGUUGUCCAGGAUGAUUCAAGAACCACGCGUAUUUUCGCUCAUUAAGAGUAUUUAAGGCUAUACAUUAGCCAAAUGAUAGAACUAAAGAGUAUUACACUGUGCAGUUAAUUGUAAGCGAGGAAUUUUGUUAUAGCGUGGCAGACGUACAGUUGCAGUCAGUAUAACGUGUGGAAACCAACGAACGACAUGCCCAGACUUGUCCCUUGUGGUGGAUAGGCCGGAUACAUUAAAUGCGUGUAUAAAAUCACUGACAUGGAUAACGAAUUUCCCAGUCCGCUUUUUUCUUCUUUUUUCAACGACGGUCCUCCUGAUCAGAAACGUGCUGGGAAUAUUGGAGGCUGGAGAUCUUACAACCAUGUGCUCGGACAUGAGCACCAUAGUCAGUCAGUACAAUGGCAGGCUCAAAACCAGGUCAUGGGAGAACGAUGGUUGUCCACGCAACCGAUUGUGGUGCCUCUGCUGCCACCUAGCAGGGCUGAUAUCUAUUCAUUCGAUCCUCACACCAAAACCAAUCCAAUGGACUUCCCUAAACAUAUGCAGAAUUUUUACCUGGGUCAUUCCACACAUGCCUUUCAAACAAUGAGCCACCUUCUAUCUGAAUCCUUUGACCCGGGGGAGAAACAUAGUAGACAGAUGUCUGACUUCCGGCAAUGGAGGAGGCCAUUUCUGAGAGAGCUCAAGUAUACUGCAUGCCCUGUGACCUCUACACAAAAGAGAACUCAGUGUUAUGACAAUGUUUUUGAAGAUGCCCUCCAUGACAUCCCUCCAGCUCUCCUGGCUGAGCUGCUUCAUGAGGAGCUGGGGCUUCAGAGGCAGCACGAGCAGUUUCCAGAGGUGUCCACAGGGGGCGCUCUGGGCUGCGUUCCCUUUUCAGAAUCAAAUGACCCCCAAGAGGGCUGUCUCAUCUUUCCCAGUAAUCCAGGCUUCCAAACACUCAACUUCCACAAGGUGGAGCUGAAGUCAAGCAGGACUGCCUCUCUAAAGCUAAAAGGUCAGCCUAUCACCUUUGACCUGAAUGGACCCAUCAGGCAAGUUAGCAUUGGGACGCCGCAGGACGCUGUUUAUGUAGGGGUGCGUUCAGACCACUUCUGUGGUGCCUGGCUAGUGGGUGAUUCUGUGAAACCUCGAGCCCUGGGGGUCAUUCAGAUGAAUCAGCCAGCUACAUGCCUGGUUGUUAGCCCCCAUGUGUCAAAAGAGCUGCUCGUGGCCAAUGAGAGUGGAGCUGUGUAUCUUUGGACUGUGGGAAAAGGACUAACCAAAGUCAGAGAGGAGGACUCUAACCUCUACUUCAAUGCCAAAUCAACAUGGCGCUGGUGUGAGUUCUCUGCCCACCCAAGAGUCAUGAUCUACACUGACCGAACGGGAGCGGAGCUUACAGACUUCAGGACUGGUGAAGAUCAUAGUUACACCUUAUUCCGCAUUGGUAAGGUGUCGGAGUCCAAGCGUGGUGAACGAGUGAUCCUGUCUCAAUACCUCAGUGAGGUUCAUGCCCACCACCAUCUGAUCACCACACAGUAUUCAGCCUACAUCAUGGACGAGCGUAUGCCAUCCGUGCCCAUGCUGAAAUGGGAGCACUAUAUGGAGAGCCCUCCCAUGUUCGCUCAUGUCUUGGCUGGGACUUCACCUGAGAGAAGCAACCGAGUGCUGCUGGGCUCUCAGAAGGCCCAGGAGCUAAUGAUGCUGCAGUACUCAGGUGGCCGUGAUCAUGCCUGUGUAGCCCAAGGUCCCCAUCAGAAACUACUCUGCCCUAGUGACACAAUGGCUCACCUGCCUGUCAGACUACCUCACAGAAAUCAGGCAGUUAAGGAGAGGCUGUCCCUGCCAGCUGCUGGCCUGGCAGCCAUCCAGAGCAGCCAGCAUCUCUGUGUGCUGCAGCUCUCCACAGCUGGUGACCUGUUCUACCAAUCCCUGAGGCUGUGCUCUGAAGGACUUGCAGAGGAUUCCUCUCAGUCUUCCACGUCCUCCGAGAGGGAGGAGGAGGAGGAGGAGGAUGUAGAUGGAUCCCAGCCCCCAGCAUGUAGUGAUUCCCAACCCAGCAUGGGGAGACGAUCUCCAGGUGGUUUGGAGGUGGUAGUCAGUGACAACCCAGAGCAUCCUCCCACUUCAGAUACGGAGAGUGGAAGUGGUCAGGAACUUCCCCAGUCUUUAGGCCUGUCCAUCCAGUCCGCUGGCAUUGCCACUAGUCUCCCAGGCACUCGGUUGCAGCCUAACAAGAAAGUACUCCGCAAGUGGAAUGCGUGGCUUUCCAGUCUGGAAAGUAAGAUGGCCCCAAAUGCACCCUUCUCCCAUUGUAUGAAACUCACAAGAGACCUGGAUGUGUCUGUUGAGCUCCAGAGAGACCCAUUUAUGGAGCACAAUAUCCAGGGUGUGCAGCAGGACCUGAGGGGGAGCAUGAGCAGAGGGGAGGUUCUUGUCCACUCGGCCACCCACCUGCCUCCUCUCACCGCCCCCCCUGUACCUGGAGUGAUUGAGGCCUCGGAGUGGACCGAUGACACGAGCCAGCGUCUCACUGAGGCAUGGCAGGGCAGGUGGAGGCAGUGGUGGGAGGACAAGCUGGGCCUGAAUCGGGAGCAGAAGCGGGAGGCCCUGCGCAGGAAGCGUCGGCAAGAGAAGAAGGCCAAGGCGCACCGCCGAGUGGCGCUCUCCGGAAGCUUCACCUCCAGCGUCAGCAACCAGACGGACUCGGAAUAUUCUGGAUGGUCCAGCCAAGAUCUGGGAUCGGACUGGGAUGAAGGAGUGCCAAGCCGCCCUGGUUCCAACUGUGGAGCACUCUCACCGGAGAUCCCAAUCACCCCAAAUCGGAGUUCAGUGAAACCUCUUUUCCAGAGCACUCAGUCAUCAGAGCAGGACGCCAACGUCCCUCGCAUUUCCACAGCAUCAAAGCAGGACUCUGUCCCUGUGGACUCAAUCAAAUCACCGCCACACUUCCUGACCACCGACUCCAGCAGGGCCUCGCCCCAUAAGAAACUCAGACGGACAGAGCAGGAUCUUCUGGAGUCUCUGUUUAGCUCUCAGGAGCCCAAUCAGGCUCUGUCAGAGGAGAGCUCCUUCCCUGUGAUGACCCAAUCCUCCCAGCGACCCCCUCUGAUCCGGGCGUCCCUCUCGCAAGCCUCCAAGCCCAAGAAGAAGGCGGCUCGCAUGGGCUUCUAAUGACUACAUGGCAUGUAAUGGAUGUGCAUGGAAGUUUACGUGUCUGUGUUGUGUUUACCUCUCACUCUCAUCCCAGCCCCCCUCCGGGAUAGUUGGCAGAUCAGGGACGCUGUAGUAGCUGCUGUGCAGGUUCUGUGCUGUGCGUCUGGAGACGAUCCACACCAGCUUCGUGUGAUCAGGCUUGCUGCACUCGGGUGAGGAGUAUUCUGAUAUGCACUGGGCCACAAGUCCCCUCCAAUGCUGCAGCUCGGACUCUGAGAUCUGGGGUGGGUGGACGGUCACAAUCAUCACAACACUGGACACCUACUUACAUAAGAGCAACUCUUCCAGCAGUCGGCAGCCCUCCAGCCCAGCUGAGAUAUGUAAGGGGAUAGCUGGCUGACUGCGCAGUAACUAUGUGAAGCCUUAACGUUUGAGAGAGACUUGGUUUUCAUCACAGAGUCAAAGGAACUUUAUCUGUGUCUGUUGCUGCUUUGCAGAUAUAUUUCAGGCUUAAUUCUGUAUGGGUCUUGUCAGUUAUAGGAAUGUUGUGUGCCAUUUAUUAAAUGUGUCACUUAUGUGAAGUCACAGCUAAAAUCCUCAGGUUCAAGACUUGAGGCACCCAAUGCUUGACCCAAAUCCCUUAACCAUCCAAGGAAAUGUUUGUUUGCUGACCUUUAAGUGCCUCUGGACACGCUGAGCGAUCUCCAACAUGUCAACAGACUGCAAGGCCUCGACCUCCAGGGUGAGGAGCGAGAGGGCCAGCACUGACGGCUGAAAGCACAUAGAGAUGAGGAUUAAUGAAGCUACUCCAUCGCAAGUGUGUCACAGGUUGGCAAGUGGUGUGAUGAGGGAGCUUACUUUAGCUUUGGAAAAAACAAUGCGGCAGAGGCAGGCUCUCAGCUGCGCCUCCAGCUUGUCUUGGUUCAGGACUUCCUUCCUGUUUAAACAGAUGGGGGAAAACGGCGCAACUUUUUGUGAGAAACUAAUACAGCCAAAAGGAAUGCAAAUGCCCAGGUUUUUGAAUUAUGACUGUAUGAUGUAACAACACCUUAUCUUGUGAGUUAUAUAGACAUGACAUGAUAAAAAUGCUUGCCCUGAGUGAAUACAGCCGACUGACCUAUAUAAACACUUGAUGGUUCAAAGUUAA
This is a messenger RNA of Clupea harengus (Atlantic herring), 4337 nucleotides long. RefSeq names its product TATA-box binding protein associated factor, RNA polymerase I subunit C (gene taf1c). Lineage: Eukaryota; Metazoa; Chordata; Actinopteri; Clupeiformes; Clupeidae. The record is from RefSeq and is a predicted model, not a curated record. Gene Ontology annotation, molecular function: RNA polymerase I core promoter sequence-specific DNA binding. Gene Ontology annotation, biological process: transcription by RNA polymerase I. Gene Ontology annotation, cellular component: fibrillar center.